Molecule: messenger RNA, 1852 nt
Organism: Cantharellus anzutake
Lineage: Eukaryota; Fungi; Basidiomycota; Agaricomycetes; Cantharellales; Hydnaceae
Product: UTP--glucose-1-phosphate uridylyltransferase
Exons: 10
Coding region: 119-1651 (510 amino acids)
Biological process (GO): UDP-alpha-D-glucose metabolic process; glycogen metabolic process
Cellular component (GO): cytoplasm
Molecular function (GO): UTP:glucose-1-phosphate uridylyltransferase activity
Source: RefSeq, a predicted model, not a curated record
CAUAUUUAGCAAUUCAAGAAUUUGAAGCCGACGCUGUUAUAUAAAACGCGAUCUCUGGUUACCCCAAGCCCGAAUCACGCUCGAUCUCCCUUACGACCACUAGAUUUUGCCCUAUACCAUGAGCACCCAUCUUACCGUUAGCCAGCCUGGCCAGGGAAGCCAACUAAAGUCCCCUCGCGCCAGAGGACAUUCUGCAAUGGACUUCAAAAGCGCGACGACUGGUGUGGCCGCCAAGGCCAUGCGAAAUGAACUCAAUAACCUUGUAUCCCAAGUCCAGGACCCCCAAACGCGCAAGAUUUUCGAUGCUGAGAUGCAAAGCUGUUUCUCCCUCUUCAGUCGAUAUCUGGCAAACAAGGCGAAGGGUGACAAGCUUGACUGGGAUAAGGUCAUCUCGCCCUCCAGGGACCAGGUGGUCGAUUAUAACACUCUUCCCGCAACGAUUGACGCAUCCGUCCUUAACAAGAUCGCAGUCCUGAAGCUCAAUGGUGGGCUUGGUACUAGCAUGGGCAUGGGUGGUGCACCCAAGUCUGCCAUUGAAGUACGAGAGGGAAUGACUUUCCUGGAUCUCUCCGUCCGCCAAAUCGAGCACCUCAACGAAAUCCACAAAGUCACCGUGCCGUUCAUUCUCAUGAACUCAUUCAACACAGACGACGAUACCCAGCGCAUCAUCCAGAAGUACGCUAAUCAUAAUAUCCAGCUCAUCACCUUCAACCAGAGUCGGUACCCUCGCAUUGGGAAGGAAAGCCUUCUUCCCGUCCCACGCAGUCCGACUUCGGACAAGAGCGAAUGGUAUCCUCCUGGACACGGAGAUCUCUUUGAUGCCCUGACGAACUCUGGCUUACUGGAUCGUUUGAUCACUGGUGGAAAAGAAUACAUUUUUGUUUCGAACGUGGACAAUCUUGGCGCGGACGUGGAUCUCCGCAUCUUGAAGCACCUCGUUGACAGUCAGGUCGACUUCUUGAUGGAGCUGACUGAUAAGACCAAGGCUGACGUUAAAGGUGGUACGAUCAUCAACUAUGAGGGGCAAGUUCGGCUUCUCGAAAUUGCUCAGGUGCCUUCCGAGCACGUCGAGGAUUUCAAGAGUAUUCGGAAGUUCGCUUACUUCAACACAAACUCUGUUUACAUCCACCUUCCCGCUUUGAAACAAAUCAUGGAGAGCGGAGGGAUGGAGUUGGACAUUAUUGUCAACCCCAAGGUGACUGAUGAUGGCCAACCUGUCGUCCAGCUAGAGACAGCCAUCGGUGCAGCCAUCAAGCACUUCAAGAAUGCCCACGGUAUCAACGUUCCCCGUUCGCGAUUCUUACCCGUGAAGAGCUGUUCCGAUUUGCUCCUCAUCACCAGCGACCUUUAUAGUCUGGAGCAUGGAAAACUCGUCAUGAACCCUAAACGAAUGUUCAGUCAGACUCCUGUCGUUAAACUCGGCGAUACAUUCAAGAAGAUUGCUAACUUCCAGAAACGUUUCCGUACGGUGCCGAAUAUUCUCGAGUUGGAUCAUUUGACGGUUGCGGGCGAUGUUUGGUUCGGCCGUAAUAUUACCCUACGUGGGACUGUGAUCAUCGUCGCGAACGAGGGAUCGCGGAUUGAUCUCCCUGAUGGUUCCAUCCUUGAGAACAAACUCGUUUCGGGUAACAUUUCUAUUAUCGAUCAUUGAGUUGUUCGAGCUGCCGCUGCGACGUCGACCCGCUCUAUACUCGUGGCGGGAUCAGAUCACUGGUCCCCUUCAUUCCUGUUAAUAUGUUGUUGUCUGUAACACGUUCUUAUGUGUCGCAUCACUCAAAAUACCAGCUUUAACUGAACGGCUCAGGAUAGGCUCCGCACACAAUCGUGCCCAUGUUUAUGUGCUGUUUCGCUG